This is a messenger RNA of Sinocyclocheilus rhinocerous, 3891 nucleotides long. Its product is annotated as ubiquitin carboxyl-terminal hydrolase 43-like. The record is from RefSeq and is a predicted model, not a curated record. NCBI's taxonomy places the organism in Eukaryota, Metazoa, Chordata, Actinopteri, Cypriniformes, Cyprinidae. Gene Ontology annotation, biological process: protein deubiquitination. The transcript has 14 exons. The coding region runs from base 276 to 3641 and encodes 1121 amino acids. Gene Ontology annotation, molecular function: cysteine-type deubiquitinase activity.
UGAAGUUCCAGGAGCGCUCGCGCUGACCGCCGUUUAAGGAGAAAUGUCAAUCAUUCAGUCGUUCGUUCCUAACCGCCUGCCGCUAUGACGUCACAUGAGUGAGUGCUGCUGACCGCGCGCUACCUGUCAAUCAUUCCUUCACGGCGAGCGUAAGAUGCGUGAGAAACCGCUACUGUCCGUCCGCAAUGCUUGAUACCGACGCAGCAUCAGGUGAGGAUAAUAACACACUGUGGGCUUGAACGGUUUAGUAAUCCAGAGGGAAAUAAGCAAGAAAUAUGGAUAAACGCGACAAGAAAGCGAAAAAGGACUCUACGAAACGCACAGGGAAGCUGUUCCGGAGGAAAUCGUUUAAACCCGUGGAAAGUUUGGUGAAUAAGAUCUUGAAAAGUUUGGGGAGCUUGGCUAGCGGCGGAGAAACAACCGAGCGGUCGGACGCUGAGGAUGAUGAUGGUGGGUUUGGAAAAAGCGCACCUUGCGCUGGAAACCCGGGACAUGUGAAACAAGAGGACAGCAGCCAGGUGAGGAAAAGUUCAUCGCUUCCCUGCCGUUCCUCCGCGAAAGAGCGACUGUUCUCGCUGUACGGGGAUAAAACGCCAGGCGUGCUGGGUCUGAAGAACCACGGGAACACCUGCUUCAUGAACGCCGUCGUGCAGUGCUUGAGCAACACGGACCUGCUCGCUGAAUACCUGUGUUUGGAGCGAUAUAAACUGGACCUGUGUCACAGGGCAAUGAACGGAUUUAUAAAGAAUGAGAACGGUCAGCAGGAGAAAGGAGAGGUUACGGAACGGCUCGCGUCUUUGGUCCGAGCGCUCUGGACUUUUCAAUACACUCCUCAACUCUCGGCUGAGUUUAAGAUGACGGUAUCUAAAUAUGGUGCACAGUUCCGGGGGAAUUCCCAGCAUGACGCUCUUGAAUUCCUGCUCUGGCUUCUGGACCGCCUCCAUGAGGACGUCAACUCAUCUUCAGCCCUCCCCAAUGGGAAUAACAGAAGCAAAUCAAGUGGCAAGGGUCAAGAAGGAGGUGAUGAAAAGCCCGUCUCUGAUACCCUGACCCCACCACAGACACAGCCUGGUGUACGUCACAGCUUUGUACAAGAGCACUUCCAGGCACAAUAUAAGUCAUCUCUGACAUGCCCACAUUGUCUUAAGCAGAGCAACACGUUUGAUCCUUUUCUGUGCAUUUCCCUCCCCAUACCUCUAAGACAGACGAGACCAGUGUGUGUGACUUUGGUGUUUAGCAGUAAAGGACAGCGGUAUCUGAGAGUGGGGCUCGCUGUGCCUCUCUUUGGCUCUUUGGCAUGUCUGCGCCGGAUGGUGGCAGAUGAGGGCAAGAUCUCUCCUGAUCAGGUAAUAUUGACAGAGAUCUACACAACAGGUUUCCAGCGCUCGUUCUUUGAUGGCGAUGACUUGACCAGCAUUGCAGAGAGUGACAUCAUCUAUGCCUUCCAAGCUCCACCCCUUUACAUCAGGGGUGGAUCUGCACGAAUCUCAGGGUUCCACCACAGUCUUCCGUCCUCUCCGUACACCUCGUCUGGGCCGGAGGGUCACAGACUGGCAGCGUCCGGAGCACUGUCCUCGGAGUUCCUGAACCGGGCCGAUGGGAUGGUGAAGAUCUUGCUGUUGGUGUGUAAUGCAGCCGGAGCAGGACAGCAGGCAGUGAGAUUCGGUCCUCCAUUUCUGAUGAGAGAGGACAGGUCAGUGUCGUGGGACCAGCUACAGCAGAGCAUCCUCAGUAAACUCUACUAUCUAAUGAUCAAUGGAUCACAGGCACAUAAUUUCAGGGUGUUGUUCAAGAUUCGUGUUGUUGGGGGAUCUGCAGCUUAUAGCUACUUAAAUCCCCAAGACGGACGGCCACUUUAUCACCCUGCAGUGGACAGAGCUCUAAAGCUGUGCGGCUCAGGUGGGCCGCCGCAUGUGAAGCUCAUUGUUGAGUGGGAGCACAGAAUCAAAGACUGCCUGUUUGGUAACAUCCAAGAGGAGGUGGUGAAGGACUCGGAAAGUGUUCGUGCUCAACAAAAACACCACGUUCAACAGCACAGCUGCACCCUGGAUGAGUGCUGUGAGCUCUACACUAAAGAAGAACAAUUGGCCCCUGACGAUGCAUGGAAGUGUCCUCACUGUAAGCAGCUGCAGCAGGGCAUGGUGCAGAUGAGCUUGUGGACCCUCCCAGACAUCCUCAUCCUUCACCUCAAACGAUUCCGACAGGUGGGAGAGCGCCGUAACAAGCUCUCCACGCUGGUACACUUCCCCCUCACUGGCCUCGAUAUGGGCCGCCACAUGGUCAAGAGGAGCAACUGUGCCCGUCCACCACCCGGCUGGAAACAACAGGCCCAUCACCGGCCCGAAGCCAGCCGACACAUGCUGAACUUCCUGUACGACCUGUACGCCGUGUGUAACCAUCAUGGAGGCAUGCAUGGAGGCCAUUACACAGGUUCCCCCAGCUCCUCUACAUCAGAUCACUGGCUCAUCCAACUGAACGCAGACAAACAAAUAUCAAAUUCAAGUAGCAAACUGUCCAAUUCAUCUUCAGCUCCAGAGCCCCAGACACCACACAUUCCUAUCAUCCAUGAGCCUCAAAAUGAAGACAGUGAUGUAAUUGAGCCGACGCCUUUUGUACGAAGCGUCCGGGGCCACAGUAUGAGUAUGCGCUACCACUCCAAAUCCAAGACGGGCCCAAGCAAAGUUCUUCCACUGCGCUGGUCAUUUGCUUCUAAGGACCGCAGAAAGCCCUCCAGCGUCACUCCAAAAAUCGGAAAUGACGAGCUGGUGGAGUACCUUGAGUCCGGCCGGCGGCCUCGAUGUACCAAGGAGCCCAUAGUAAGUAUCGUGGCUAGUCCUUCACAGGUCAAAGCCCAGCUUUGCAAGGACGAUUCUCUGAGUUCCCCUAGCUGUAGCAGUAGUGUGGAGCGAAGUAGUUAUCAAGGUCCGGAUUCACCCAGACUGCCCGAAGGCCAGAGCAGACCAGCAUCGGAUCUUAACGGCGUCACAUCCAAUGGCUCGUUGGCCAAAAGCAGUUCAAAAAGCAGACAGGAGCACGAAAGGAUUCAGGCCAGUAAGUCACUUCAAAGUUCCCCUACUGUGCUUUUCAACGGUACUAGCAACAGUGCAUCUCAUUCAAGAGACUCCACGUUAAAACAGCUACGAAACCAGGCGGCAACGACUAGCAGGACUCAUCCCAGCCAGUCUCAGACGGCCACGGGGGAAAGCAGGAGUAAAGACGGCACCAUCAUCAGACUGCAGACCGCCAGACUGCAGGAUAAGGAGGUGGGUCACGGGAAGACGCUUUCCAGCAAGAGCUUGACCAAACUGUCUCUAUCCAAUGGGACUCUAAAUGGAAAGGGCAUUGAGGUGAGGAAGACCGGCACCGCUCACAAGGGCACCAGUAAAGUGGUUAACGGCAGAGAAAACCAGGUUUGUUCGAGCACAGCUGAUAUAAAACGCGCCCACAGCUCAUCCAAUAUUCAGAGCAGGCUAGAUAUGACUUUGAAAAGGACGCUGUCUCUCCAAAGAAACGGUCCAUUGGUGCCGGCCCCCCAUAAAGGACUUGCGGUAGAUAAAUCCUCCUAUGCAACACUACAGAGAAUCAGAUACAGCAGCACUUCACUUGGCAGACAGAGACCUGUGCCCGAGUCCUGCUUCUGAUGGGUUUCAUCUUCACUGUGGGAAAUAGUGUUUGUAUAUAUGUUUUAUGCAUAUGACAACAUUUAAAUAGUGCAUACUACUGCUCUUUUGCAAAACCUAGUGAGCACUGAAAAGCAUUCUAUGCACGUUUCCAACACAAAGCCUGCUUCAAAAGGCUUAAAACGCCUCGUUUUCACCAAAGACAGCAGACAGACUUUAAAGAGAUUGCAGUCCUAUAAUGCAUUGCAACAAAUUCAGUGAAAAAAUCCAA